This is a messenger RNA of Acanthosepion pharaonis, 489 nucleotides long. NCBI's taxonomy places the organism in Eukaryota, Metazoa, Mollusca, Cephalopoda, Sepiida, Sepiidae. The record is from the annotation of a GenBank genome assembly.
AUGGAUAUUGAAGAAAUUUCCCCUGUUCCAUACUUUCGUGUGAUGCUAAUAGAUAUAGACUUACGCCUCUUUCUAUCUAUCUAUCUAUCUAUCUAUCUAUCUAUCUAUCUAUCUAUCUAUCACACUUUAUUCGUAUUUCUCUGUCUCUGUCUCUCUGUCUGUCUCUCACUCUCUCUCUCUCUCUCUCUCUCUCUAUAUAUAUAUAUAUAUAUAUAUAUAACACUUCAUUCUUAUCAAUCUAUCUCACUCUAUUCGUAUAUAUCUAUCACAUUUUAUUCGUAUCUAUCUAUCUAUCUAUCUAUCUAUCUAUCUAUCUAUCUAUCUAUCACACUUUAUUUAUCUAUCUAUCACACUUCAUUCUUAUCUAUCUAUCUAUCUAUCUAUCUAUCUAUCUAUCUAUCUAUCUAUUUCACUCUAUUCGUAUACAUCUCUGUAUCUAUCACUCUUUACUCGUACCUAUCGAUGUAUCUAUCUUUCUGGUCGUCCUAA